AUGUUCUUGUCAUUACUUACAAUCAUCGUUAUCAUCGGUAGUCUUGAAGGCAAACCGAUUAUUAUCAGAAAUAUUUCUGAUUGUAGUAUAACUGAAGAUGGAAUUCUUCAUUAUCAAGAAGUCUAUCGUGAAAUUAUAAAUGAAAUAAAUUUUUUUAAUGAUCUAUCAAUAAAAGCAGCAAAAAAUUAUUGUCGUAAUCCAAAUAUGAAUAUUAAUGGUCCAUGGUGUUUUGUUGAAAAUGAAGAUGUUAUUAGUAUGGAAGCAUGUGAUGUUUGUCAAAGUCUUGCUUCUCGACCAACGUUACCAACUAAUAUUGAAAAUAUUGAAGAUGUUACUAUUGUUGCUGUAGACAAUCAUUUUUUUCGACAUAUUCGUGAUGAAAUACAACGUUAUGCAGCUUAUAUUCGACAAAAGUUUAUGGAAUUAAUGAAUCGUAUGACAGACAAAAUGAGACAAUUAGGAACGAGAAUUUCUAAUACUUUUAAUUUCAAUGGAUAA
Rotaria sordida is the source of this 498-nucleotide messenger RNA. The record is from the annotation of a GenBank genome assembly. Lineage: Eukaryota; Metazoa; Rotifera; Eurotatoria; Philodinida; Philodinidae.